Meloidogyne enterolobii is the source of this 3937-nucleotide messenger RNA. Lineage: Eukaryota; Metazoa; Nematoda; Chromadorea; Rhabditida; Meloidogynidae. The record is from the annotation of a GenBank genome assembly.
AAUGCCAGCAACAAUAAAAGUUAAGAAGGUAAAACCAACAAGCAGCAGACAAUAUAGAACUAGAUCUGCAUGCAAAAAGCCUUCAAAAACAAAUGAAAAAAUUGAGGAUGAUGUGGACGCCAAAAAGAUUGAGGACUUGAAACUUGCUGCCAGUCUGGUCAACUGGUCGAGUUAUGACAAAUUGAUGGGGAAGAUCUUUUAUGAUAAAGUUGGCAAGAUUCUUGAGAAAAAAGUGGAUGAUUUUCAGAAGGUUAAGACUGAGCUGAAAACUUUUGUGCGGGAAAACUAUGACAAUCAAAAGGCUUUGCAAACGCCACGAAGGGCCAAGCCCGCGACUGCUCUGCUUGAACAAAUUAGCAAAUUCAAGCAAUUGAAUUUUGAUUCGGAUGAUGAAGAUAUGGACGAUACGACACUUUUGGAUCAGCCUGAGAAUUUAAAAGAGAAUGAAGAAGAGCAGGUCGAGCAAGAGCCUCAUUUAAAAGAGAAUGAAGAACAACAAGCAGAGAAAGAGCCUCCAACUGAUCUAACUGUCGAAGGACAUAUUCUUGAAGAACAAUAUCCUGCUAAUGAAGAAGAAAUGGAACAAGAGCCUUCACAAGAACAGAUGGAAGAAGCGCCUCCUAUGAAUACUUCUGCUGGAGUUUUGGAGGAAGCGCCUCCUAUCAAUACUUCAUCUGCUGGAGUUUUGGAGGAGGCGCCUCCAAAUGAUCCGGAAUCUUUUGUGGAGCAAGAAAAGGAAAUUUUAUAUGUGCCAGAAACUCCUUUUGCGUCUCGCGUUCCUAUCAAUACUUCAUCUACUGGGGUUUUGACAACUCCAAUUACUCCAUACAGUCCAAAGUUGAAGAUGCUGGGUACUCCACAUGGAAUCGUUAGCAACUCUAAACCUGCUGUUAGUUCAAUGAGUAAGUUGGCCAUUACAAAGGAGAUAGUCAAACCUACACAACCAAUUCAAAUGCCACCUAUCAUUCGUCUCACUCAAAAUACUUUUGCUACUCCCAAGAAGACUCAGCCGUUCAUUCCAACAAAGACGCCAGCGAAGACGCCGGCAGCUCUAAAUACAACAUUUCAAAAGGUUCAAAAAUUGAAACAAAUCGACGAAAAAGCUGAUCAGGCAAAGAGAACGCGUGAGGAUUUGUUGAGAGAAAGGGCCGAUCGUGCAAAGAGAGAGCGGGAGGAGCGUGAGAAGCGAGUCGAACAAAAUAAUCGGAAGAAGGAAGAAGCUAGACUUGAACGUGAGAACACUUUGCGAAGACAUUUGGAGGCUGUUAAGGAAUUUCAGAAUAAAGAAAAACAGGCUGCGUUUCAAAAUUAUGCCAGUCCAAUUGUUCAAGGUCGCAUGUUUCAACCUUUGAGUGCGCAAAGUAAGAAGGCAUAUAAAACACCUAAUGUGAAGAGUAUUCCUGCAACUGAAGUUAAAUCAAAAGAAGCUCAUCGAGAACAUAAUACUGCUAUCAAAAAGUUCAUUAAAACGCCAAUUCCUCAGUUUACAUUAGAAGAAGAAUGUUUAGUCCAAGCUAAAAAUACGCCAACAUCAUCUUCUGUUGUUGCCGUAAAGACUGUUGCUGUUAAGGAAUUUUAUCUGGACGAAAAAGAAAAUACUAAAAUUAUUGAGAAUGAGUUUAUGUCAGAAGAACAUUUGGAGGACGAACGUGAUGAUAUGACUGGCAUUGAUUUGGAGCAAAUUAGUAUGUAUGAUAUGACAAAAGAAAAAGAAUUUUUGCCGAGUACUGAAAACGACUAUAAUGUGGAUGAUUUGUCAUCUGGUGAUGAAACUGAUAAUGAUGAACAGCCACGAAAGAUUGUUCCAAGAUGGGCAUUGAAAGAAAAUAUUUUGGCACGUACACAACAAAUUCAUCGUCUGCUAACUAAAGAUCAAAUUGAGCGUCAUUUUGGAAGGAUUCAACAGCCUACAGCUCAGGAAUUAUUUAAGGGAUACAAAAAGAAUUAUCCUCCACGACGUGCUUCCUCAUCCCAAUGGAGUUCGCCAAUGUCUGAUCCACCUCCUGGUGUUGGUCUCUAUCAAUGUCAAUUCGCUACCCCAUCAACUUCUAAAGUCAAUUGCAAGAAGCAACAAUUUUUAAACAAAAAAUUUAGCUCCAUGUCUUCAGAAGAUCAAGAUAUUUCAAGGAUUUUUUCACAAAAAGUUGAACGCCGAUUUCAGCGAGAUUUUGGACGAUUUAUUGGUGGGAGUCAUCAUUCUAGUAGAUAUACAUCAACUCCAAACGAACUUAAAAGAAUUACACAAAGCACAGACAAUUCUUUGAAUGUUAAGUUAAUUGAAGCUAAAGAAGAAAUUGAUUCUCUUCAACGAAAGUUGAGUUCUAAAAAUGAAGAAAUUGAACGGUUAAAAGCUGUUGAAAAUACUUCUAAAGCAAAAAUUGAAGAAUUAAAUAUUCAAUUGAAUGAAUUAAAGAUGGAAAUUGAUAAAGGAAAACGAAAAAGUUUUGAUUUUAGCGAAGACAAGUCAAAAGAGAAGUUGCUUCUAAGCGAUUAUCGAAAUGCUUUGUCAAAAUACAGAACUUGGACGGAAUUUGCUGACAAACAAUUAAAUGAAAUGAAAGUUAUUUUGAAAGAAAUUGGUGGAUGGACAGAAGCAAAUCGUUAUAGAAUUUAUUUUGCUUAUAGAGGAAUUGCUCCAGAAAUGGUUACUGAUGAGUCUGUCGCUUCACUCUCAACUGGAUCAAUUAUCAACUAUCCAGGAAAUAUUGAAAAUAUUGAGGGAAUAACGGCUUCAGAAUACCGACCAAGAUUUCACUGCGUAUCUACACAAACUGAGGGAAUUUCUCCUUCGGAGGAAAACAAAUUUGCAAAACCUUUGCCUCCACAAAGUUCUUCUAGUGAAGGUAUGUCUGCAAAUGAAUUACGACUUCUCGACUGUGAACGUCAAAUUGAACAACUUGAAAUUCAGAAUGCACAAAUGCGUGAACAAUUGAUUAUUUUUGGGGAUCGUGCUAAAAAUGUAGAAUUGUUGGAAGAACAAAAAGAUGACUUAAAAUUGCAACUUUCAAUACUUGUUCGACAGAAUCAAAAAUUACUUGAUGAACAAGAGCAAUUUAAAUCAGCAUUUUCUGGUGGAGAAGAACAACUUAGAUUAAAAAAUGAGCAUCUAACAAAAAGAUUGAAGAUUUUAGAAGAUCAACGAGAAGGUUUAAGUUUGGCAGAAUCUCGACGUAUUGCAAAAAUUUUUAAACAGAAAUAUGAAAAGGAAAUGGCACAACUUCGAAAUAAACUUGAAGAAUAUGAGAAAGGUUCUGAUACAACAAGAAUUUGUCGUUUUGUUCAACGCAAUCCUUUGGAUGAAGCACAUGACGACCAUUUAGUUAAACAAGUAGCUGCUGAGGCUACUGCUGCUGCGAAGUUUGGUGUAAAUUCUUUGAAGAGACGCAAAAUGGAAGACGAUAUUGAUUCUUCUCAACCUGCAAAUAAUUCUGAUUUAACAUUUUUGGUUGAAGAGGAAGAAAACGAAGAAGAUCCUUCUACAAUUCGUGAACUUCGUCUUCAAUUAGCAAAUGUCAAAACUUUGGUUGAACAAAAUGAACAAAGCAAUUCUGAAUAUUUGGCUCAAUACAAAGAAUUUGUUAAACUUUUGUGUGGUUAUGAUAUCCGUUUUGGAGAAGAUGGUUUUUGUGAAGCUGAAAAUAUUCUUUCAAAAGAUUGUACUUUUCUUUUUCAAAAACAACAAAUUCCAUUAGAUGUUGAAUGUACUAGUAGUACACAAACAACUGGGGCAGGUAUUGAUCUUUUGGAUAGUGAAAGUGCUCGACAAUGGAAGGAUGUUUUGGAGAAUUAUUUGAUUCGUUAUCAAUCAAUUCCGGCAUUUCUCUCGGCUGUUACAAUUGCUUUGGUUGAAUCACCAGAGACUCCAGUUUCUUCUUCAAGACAAUCAUCAAUCGAAGAAAUUACUUCUUCGCAUAAUUCAAAUAUUGAUGAUGAAUAA